AAAAAAGAUUUCGCGCGAAAAAGCGUCCGAGUCUUGUUUUAGAUGUAGAUCAGCUGGGACAAUAACAACAAUACCAGCCGAUAACGGGGUCGGAACGGCGGGUUGAGAAACGGACCGGACCCGGUUGUGACCGACCGACCGACCGACGGACCGGCGGCUACUGCUCUAACCGAUCCGUGUGUUGAUCUCUCCGGUUUAGUUCCUUCUUACAUCUCCAGUUUAGUCCGACUGCUUCCUGCGUGCCCCAACUAAACGAGGGGGUUGAAGAAGUGCGGCUAAUAACUCAGCUAGCACGCUAAUCUGCUGCCCUAUAGAUAUAUCUAUAUAUUCAUAUCUAUGUAUUAAUAUGUAAGGAGAUCGCUCUGUGCUCCGCUGAGCUUCAUCACAUGUGCUCUCAGACUGCGCUGUGAGUUGUGCUGAUGAUGAUGAUGAUGAUGAUGUGUGUCUUCAGCGUUGUAGAUGUUUUAUAUUCUCGGUCGCUCCCUCCUGGGACGCUGCUCUAAAGUUCACAAUAGUAAUCUACCUGCGUCCCGUCUGAGCUGUGAGGAGAUCUGCUCUUGUUUGACACACUUCCAAAGCUAGUUUUGUCGUGUUGUUUUGCUAACUUGUGUGUCGGGUCUUUGUGAUGAGAUCAGAUGCUAGCUGGUUAGCAGAGCUGGUAGUUGUGUUGUGUUCAGGGGCAGUGUGGCCAGGCCUCGCGGCUCUACUCUGCUGACAGGAGACAUGAAAACACAAAGAUUAGCCUGCUAGCUCGCUAACCUCCAGCCUUGAUUGCUGUCACGGCCAAUGUGCGACUCUUUUAUUCGACUAUAUCUAUCAGCGGCUGAGCCUCAGAGGGGGAGAGUUGGGAUGCAUUUAGCAAUACUCUUAUAUUUGCCACAUUUCCUGUUUUGGCAGAUCACCCGUCUUGCUGUUUCACCACCAGACCCAAAGUAGUCAUUUUCCAGAAGCUAGCUUAAAAUAGGUUCUCAUUUAUGUUGAAGUGAUCUUGUUGCUUAUGAUGCAGAUGUACUAGCUUGUUUAUGAGCAAUAGAGAAAAGGGGAACUUUUUUUAAAAGAAAUGUCCAAGCUGCCUGUGAACACAUGCAAGCAAACUUUCAGAAGGUUUCAUCACUGUUCCUUAAAUUCACAGAGUACAGCAACUCCCAGUGGGUGUUGAUACUCAAACUGCAGCAUCUCUCUAGUUUGUGAGCCCAGUGAAGGGGUACUCUGUGACACACUGCCAUGUCAGAGACUCUGAUAACAGGGCAGACGUCCGAGGAUCUGUUGGCUGACUUUGAGACUUUGCUGAACUCUGGGAGUAUUGACCUGGCCGAGGACCACCAGAUAGUGAUCAUCACCAGCCCCAGCAAUGAGGGACUCCACCCGACCGCUGCCCCCACCAGCACGGGGGAAAUCCUGCUGUUUGCCACGCCACAGGGCCCCGUUGAUGUGGGGAUCCAGGACAAGAGACGACCGGCUCUGGGAAGACCUCCGGUAAAGAGGAAGUUGGACCUGGACAGUGACCAUCAGUAUGUCAGCACCUCUCGACCGUCCAUAGGCCAAGCACCACCCUCCACGCCAGCCCCUCCCAGAGUUCCUCGAACAACGACGGAGAAGUCACGGUAUGACACUUCCUUGAACCUCACCACCAAGCGCUUUCUGAACCUCUUGUCCCAGUCGGCCGACGGCGUGGUGGACCUGAACUGGGCCUCGCAGGUCUUGGAUGUCCAGAAGAGACGCAUCUACGACAUAACCAACGUACUGGAGGGAAUCCAGCUGAUCUCCAAGAAGUCCAAGAACAACAUCCAAUGGCUUGGUAAUCGAGUUGAUGCGUCGUUGGUUUCCCGCCAUAAGGAGUUGCAGAGGGAGGUAUGUGACCUCACAGACGCUGAGGAGCAGCUGGACGAGCUCAUUUCUAAAUGCAACCUCCAGCUCCGACUGCUCACAGAGGACCCACAGAACAAGAAGUUGGGCUAUGUGCACUGCCAGGACUUAAGGAAGUCAUUUGAUUCCCCAGACCAGCUGGUCAUGGUGAUCAGAGCUCCACCAGAGACCCAGAUGCAAGUUUCAGAACCCAGCAAGGGUUACCAGGUGUCGCUAAAGAGCACGCGGGGUCCAAUCGACGUCUUCCUCUGUCCAGAAGACAGCUCUGGCGUCUGCAGCCCCGUGACAGGAAGUAGUCCCUCCAAACCCAAUGCAGACACCUCCCCGGUCCCGCCUCCCACACAACCCACAGACAAAUCGCAAGCCAGUACAUCCACAACAGCCCUGGAAGUGGGUUUAUCAUCGCCAGCGUCCACGUCGUCCACAGUGACGGCAGCCUCCCAGCAGGACCCCUCAUCACUGGUGUUAGGUGGUGACGCGGAAUCGCUCCUGGGAGGCGACCCGUUCUCCAGCCUCGGCGACAUGCCCAAUUUUGACUUCUCGCCCCUCUCCUCCUCGGACUUCCUGAACGGAGAUGGCCUUCCUCUCACAUUGGACGGUUUCAUCAAUCUGUCCCCCCCUCACAGUCACGACUACCACUUUGGACUAGAGGACCAUGAAGGUAUCAGUGAACUGUUUGAUUGUGACUUUGGUGACCUAUCGCAAGUUUUGGGGGACAGUUAGAUGAAGAAGACGACGAGGAGGAGAGGAGGAGCUUGUGGGAGACUAGAUUUCGGGCUUUUCCUCCGUUCCCUGGGGCUUCUAAACGAGGGCUGGAAAUCAACAUUUUAUGGGCAAAUCUUUGUCAAAAAACCCAAACUUCAAGUUUUAACUGUGCAGUGUGAGAAAAUGUUUUGUGUAAUAAUUGCCUGUGAUCCCCAAAAUACCAUCCCAACUCCAAAAUCUCAGUCCCCAAAAUUGUACAGCACAUUAUUAGCACUAUUCUCUUUGGCCAUUUGAAUUUUAGACCAAGACUUUAGCUUUAGUAUAGCUAUUUAAAUUAUUUAUAUGAAUGUUAUUUUGAUAUUUUGUACAAAGUGUGUUUUUUGUUGUUGUUGAUAAUGUUUUAUCCAAGUGGAUUGUGCAGGUGUUUGUGUGUGGAGUAUGGGACUCGUAGGGCUGGUUUCCUUUACACUGAUUAGCUCACAUUGCUGCGAUUCAUAAGGCUGGUUUUCUGAUGUUUCAGUCUGAAGUUAUUUUCUGUAAAGGAGGAAAAGUUUGCGUCCCGCUGCUGAAGCUGCUUCGAUGAAACCAGCGUUAUGAGAAGUGCAGAUUCAGUGCCGGGCUGUCCAAAAGCGUCUUGGGAGCUCUGGUGCUCCACAGUGAUGGAGGUCGUUAUAAGCACGAAAGUAAAGUAACUCUCCAUUAAUAAUGAGUUUUAUCUAUAACACUGGAAUCCUGACAGACUGGUUUCUUUAACAUCUCUGUGUCUGACAGUGACACUCAUGGUAUAAUUGCCCCCAACUUAAUGACUAGAUUUGCACGUUCCACCAGCUCGUUCUCAUUCCCAGGGCAUCAAAUACUGACGCUUUGUCACGGCUUUCCAUUAACCACAAUGUAAACCCAUCUGCGCCAACAGUAAACGCACAGGGAAAGUGCUGUGAUGACGUAUUAAAAAAGAGACAUACGGGGUUUCCAUCUUUGAGAGUUUAGCAUCAUCUUCUGGACAGUCGGGGAGUUUCAUCCAGGAGAUCGCUAUUCGUGUCCCGUGGUUACAUUUCACUUUCACUUUACAAUUAGCUGUCUGUUUGUGUCCCAUGUUCACAACCUCAAGUCUCAUUUUCACUGUUAAAACAUAGUACUUUUUAAGCCCAACCAUGUUUUUGUUUUUUUCUAAACCUAAGUGUUUUUGUUGCCUAAUCCUAAACAAGUGUUUUUGUUUAAUUCACAACAUUAGGCAUGUGUUUAGUGUGACGGAAAUAGUGACGCCAAGGGGUCUGACAAAGCGGCAGUAUGUGACGAGUUGGGAUGAGAAUGUGUUGGUUGGUAAUAAAUAGCUAACGCCGAAAACACACCAGGCAGCGGCGAAGUGUGGUGGGAACAAAUUCUUUGUAACACAGGUCAACACGUCACAGCAUUCACAGGACUCUCUGUUUACUGAUUAGCUGCGGGUACUCACCUCGCCGUUAAAAGUUAAACUCUCCUCAACCUUUAGUUUGGCCGUACUUAGUUGCUGAAUCAAAAACAGCUGCAGGUCGCCGAACUCGGAGGGGCUGCCGCAUCUUUCCAUAGACCUCGAGUGGCAGCUCGCUGCAGGCCUCACUUCGCUGCUGCUCUGGUGUGUUUUUGGCGUAAAGGUCUAUUUUUAUUCGCCCUCCAAUCCCACUGACCAACAGAUGUUUUUACGGGGCUGUAUAUAUUUAUGUGAAAAAUGAACACAAGAGACAAGAUGCUUUUGGGGAGCUCGACCCGAAUCUUUCUUCAAAUAAAUGGUAACAUAAAGGGUUACCAUGACAUAUUUAAUAUUCAUAUUUUCUCUUCAAAAGACACAUGUCUUUUGGGCGUCUGGAAGAAGUCUGGUUUCACUGAAUGGCUCUCAAAAGCCAUGUUAGAGUCUAAAGGACAAAGGUAGACACUCCACAGUGUGACCAAUAACGUGGUUUCGAAGGAAAAAUGAAAAUCCGUAAGGGUCCAGAUUUUGUUGGUGUGCAGGAAACCAGGUGAUGAUAGUCUGCUGCAGUUAUGCUAGUGAUUAAAAACUAAUACUGAAUCCGUUGUUCUCUAUUAGUUAGGCGUUUAGCCAUAGUCUCAGGUGUUCGGUGCAGAGCAAAGUCUUAAAUCAAUGUUUUUUUGAUGCAAACAUGUAUGAGAGUGUAACUGUUUUAGAUGUGUUUUGUGGGUGUUGUGUAGGUUGAUAAUAGGUUUUUUACAGAUUUAGAAAAUUCUUGAAGACAGUGCAUGUUUUUUUUUCAUCUUUUUUUCAGCCAAGUGAGUGAGAAAAGUUCACCAGAUGCCUGUAGACUAAUGCUCCCCGCCUGACUCUUACUGUCAUGUGGGGAAAGCUCCCAGCAGGCCCCGACACACAGUUAAAGCUCUUCAAUAGAUCCUCACAGACCGUACACUCUUAAUUGCAUG
Messenger RNA from Sebastes umbrosus (honeycomb rockfish), 4980 nucleotides. RefSeq names its product E2F transcription factor 1 (gene e2f1). The transcript has 7 exons. The record is from RefSeq and is a predicted model, not a curated record. Gene Ontology annotation, cellular component: Rb-E2F complex. Bases 1225 to 2589 code for a protein of 454 amino acids. NCBI's taxonomy places the organism in Eukaryota, Metazoa, Chordata, Actinopteri, Perciformes, Sebastidae. Gene Ontology annotation, molecular function: DNA-binding transcription factor activity, RNA polymerase II-specific; protein dimerization activity; RNA polymerase II cis-regulatory region sequence-specific DNA binding. Gene Ontology annotation, biological process: regulation of transcription by RNA polymerase II; G1/S transition of mitotic cell cycle.